Molecule: messenger RNA, 4641 nt
Organism: Bicyclus anynana (squinting bush brown)
Lineage: Eukaryota; Metazoa; Arthropoda; Insecta; Lepidoptera; Nymphalidae
Product: connectin-like
Exons: 3
Coding region: 210-1748 (512 amino acids)
Molecular function (GO): protein binding
Source: RefSeq, a predicted model, not a curated record
AGCAUUCGCCCGAAUGGUAAAGCCAGUGCUAAACUCGAUCGCGGAACGGGACGACGUUUUACCCGAAAACGGUCAGAGCUUACGCGCGGAAAACCUUUUUGCUGGGAACUUUUUUUGGAACUUUCCUUACUAAUUGUGAUCGUACAGUGCGUGCCCAGAGGAGUUCGCAAAGUUGCUGGAUAUUCGUAUAACUGAAAAAGUUGGGGAGCAUGGAGACCGUCGUUAAAUAUUUACUCCUAGCUCUUGCAUUGACCUCAGUGCAAAUAUCCUUUACUGAGAGCCGUCUAAAUGAAAAACGUAGGGAUAAAACCGAAAGGAGAUACCACGCUGUACAGGCCAAAGACAACAUGUGCGAAAUAACGAACAGAGAAUCGAAAGUGCAUUGCUAUUGUGAAAACAUUGAAGUAAAAACAGCAACACGCGCUGAUUGCUGGGUCUUCAACGGCGGUAUUGACGAAACCGACCCAAUUUGGUCCAGUUUCACGUCCCAGCCGCAUUUAGAGAGAUUAACAUUCAAUGUGAGGUCAGACGGAGCGCUCAAAUUCAUUCCACUUCAAGUAAUUCAUCGUCUGAAAAGACUGCAAAAGCUAUUCAUUCAUUACGCGACGUUGAACAAAAUCGAAAAGAAGACCUUUACAAACAUGUCAACAAUCAAAGAAAUAACGUUAAUGAACGAUAAAAUAAUGGAGUUAGAUUCGUUUUCGUUUUCAAACCUGCCUUCGCUCGUAAACUUAACAAUUAAGGGGAACAAAGUAACUGAGAUACAGCGAGAUGUUUUCGUCGAUUUGCCGAGUCUAAGGUAUCUCGAUUUGUCCUUCAACAGCAUUAGUCUGGCUCACGAUAGAUGUUUCGACCAUUUAAAUGUACUUAACGACUUAGUACUGGAGGCAAAUUUAAUUUCGGUCUUAACUAGAGAUACCUUUAAGGGUCUUGCAAAUUUGACGAGAUUGGAUCUGAGGUCAAACAAAUUGUCUAUGGUCGGAGAUCUAACGUUCUCAGAACUGUGGAAUUUGAAUGAACUUCUAUUGGAUAAUAAUGAAAUAACAUACUUGUCUGAAAGGGCCUUUGAUGGUCUGGCUUUGCUACAAAAACUAUCUGUGACUGGAAAUAAAUUACAGUCUAUCAACGAAGGACUUUUGGAAGGCGUCCGUGGCCUCGAAUUGUUGGACUUGAGAAAUAAUGAUAUAGAAUCAUUCACUUACGAGACUAUUAAGCCAAUACACGAAAACUUAAAAAUGAAAACAUCAGUUUUGUAUUUAAGUGGUAACAUGUUAAGCUGCGAUUGCCGUCUAUCCUGGAUUCAAGUGCUGCGGAACGAAACAAAAAGUGAACCACUCAGAGUGGCUCUAGAUGAAGUGACUUGUAUUCCAAACACAGAUAACAAAAAUAUAAACAAUGAUAACGAGAGUAAUCUUAGCGACGAAGUAAAGGUGAUUAAAAAUAAAAAUGUCUUUGAGCUUGAGGCAAACGGAGAAGUUUUUCAACAGGAUGCGAACGAUGAAGAAGUGAUCAGUGAUUCAUCGUCUUACAAAUAUGAAGAUGCCAUGAAAACAAAUGUCAAUCAAGUUGCAGUGGUCGAUAUUCCUGCUGAGAAUCUACUUUGCGCUGGAGAAGUAGUACAGAAUGGAGAAGACUCCCUAAUGCUAUCUUCUAAAGACGAAAGUUACUGGCAACCGAGCUCAAGUUUCAAAAGUCUAUCAAAUUUAUCAUUAGUGCUCACAUUGGUGAUAGUAAGUUUUGUUCAGUAAAAACUAUGACGUCAUAGACUUUUAAAUAAGUUUAAAUAAAGACUCUGUAAAGCAUUGCAACUUUUCUGUGCUAAUUAGUUUAAACAAAGAAGACUGGUCUAGUAUAUUAAAUUAACUUAUUCUAUAAGAGAUAAAUUUGUAUCUUGCGUAAGUAAUACUAUGUACUUGGACUACAGAAACGAAAUGUGUAUGAAGAAUCUUAGAUUUAUCCUUAGGAUUGCUUAUUAUUAAGUUUUUAAAAAUGAUAAAUAAUAUAAACAUGUAUACUUCAUUGAUCUAUUGGGUUGCGAUGAAAUUUAGGUUAAAAACAAUACAAUAUUUGUUACUAAAUUAUCUAUUACGAUAUUUCGCUUAAGAUAAAAGUUCUAUUGGACGAUGUUUCAGCGCUCUUUUUGUACAAACAUAAAUUAAAAUUAUGCAGAAUUUUGCUAGGUUUGACAAUUCAUCCUGUAUAUUAGUUUUAAAUUUGAUUUUAAUAUUGUGUGUGAUUGUAAGUACUAAGGUAUAUACAGUACAAGUUUAAUCAACGUAAAUAAAAUUUAAUACUGAGAAAUGAAAAUUUGCAAGCUUUCUUUUUUAGACAUAACCUAUUUCAAUAGAUAUUACCAAAAUCUUAUUCCAGUAUGAAGUUAUUUGUCGAUAAUAGUGAUAAUAAAAUAAUUAUAAAUAAGAUUGCGAUAACAAUACAUAGUUGUUUGGUAUGUGCUAAAAAGAAUAUUGUAAAUAUUUACUUAUAAUAAUAUUUUUAAGCUAGGCAUAUUGUGUUAAGAUAAGUUAAUUAGUAGCUUUAAAUGGUGAGAAAUCAUUAAAUAACAAAGUGUCCGAUAAAAAUUUUACAAAUAGAUAUAUGUUGUAUUCAUAAUUUAUCUGUAGGUGACAAGCUGUUAAAUAAAUGGCAUAAAAGACUACAUUGUCUACUUUUUGAACUCUCAUUUGCUUUGGAUGUAAAAAUGUGUACAGACAAGCUUUGACAGAAGACAGUUGACAGACAGCACUUUGGUGUGUAACACUAAAGGCACAAUCUAUUCUAUCCACAGAACAUAGAACAAUAAAGCUAACGCUUUAGCAGUAGCAAUAGCAAGGUGGCGUGGUCUGCGUAUCCUCAUAUAAGAAGACGUACUCUAAUGUAAUGUACUCAGAAGUGGGUUACGAAAAUAUGAAACCAAUGUCGAAAAAAUGUUAUGAUUCAUAAUAUUUGUUAGGACAACUUAAUUAACAAAUCAAACUAUAAAGAAUGGCAGAGAAUGACCUUGAGUGGAGUCACGCACUUGUGAACGUUUUGUAUAGGGUUAAAGAGCCCCGUGACAGAUAUCUGACAUUUCCCUUAACCACUCAAUAAGUCACUGUCCCCGCCUAUCCCGAGUAACCCAUAAGGAAUUACACAACAAGAAAUGUGGACGGCUCGAACGCCACGAGCGAUGAAGCCAUACGAAAGUCGUUCCCGCCAACUGAUCGUUACCCCUCUCUAAAUCCCUACUCUUUACGAAACAAAUCGCACCACCUAGCGUCAAAACUAAAUAUGACAGAAGCGAGUUUCAGUUGAUUCAUGAUUCCGUGAUUCUACCUGCAGUUAAACACACUAGAUCACAUUAGAUCUUACCACUUCAUUCAAAGCCGAACAUACGUCUGACUAGAAUAUCCAUCUACUACGACUUCAAUAUUAUACCACUUCUAACACAACUUAGAUAAUGAAGUCUUAUUUAUACAGGGUGUUGUGGAGUAUUUCCCAUUACUUCAAGGUGUUGACCUUGAAGUCUUUAUAUACACUUGGAUUUUAAAAUACGUAAUCGUAGUGUUAAGAAUGUCAAUAUCGAAGAAAUAUUGCAACUCCCACUUCCCACUUCACUAGUAAGCUACUUCAUGAAUUAGCCAAACUCAUUCAUUGAUAUAAUACGCCAAACUUAUUCAUUGAUAAUAUCAAUGAAUAAGUUGGGCUAGGUCAUAAUAUAAGGAUGCGAUUUAUAGAACACAAUUAAGGAUUUAUUAACAUAAGAAAUAUUUUUACUCCGAAAUUAUUCAUAAUAGAACACAUGUUCCAUACACAUUUUUAAUUAAUUUUUCUUAGAGAAUAUAACCCUAGUAUUAUGGGAAAUACUCCCGUGUAUCCUGUAUAAUAAAACUCCACCAAAUAAAUUAUUGAGUAAAAUUAUGUAGAAAGGUAAUUGAUUACUUUAAGCGGCCCUCCAGACAUGAACAAAUUUAGAAAUUACGAAAUCUCAUUUUUUCUCUUACACAAAUUCUACGCAUAGCUAUUCUUUAUUAUUAAUCUUUAAUACCCAGUGAAUUUAAUAAAGAGAAUGAUGUAAUUUUACAAAAUGUAUUAUAACACACUAUAUGCCGUGAUGGCCCAGUGGAUAUGACCUCUGCCUCUGAUUCCGGAGUGUGUGGGUUCGAAUCCGAUCCGGGGCAUGCACCUUCAACUUUUCAGCUGUGUGCAUUUUAAGAAAUUAAAUAUCACGUGCCUCUAACGGUGAAGGAAAACAUCGUGAGGAAACCUGCAUACCAGAGAAUUUUCUUAAUUCUCUGCGUGUGUGUAGUCUGCCAAUCCGCAUUAUGUCAGCGUGGUGGACUAUUAGCCUAACCCCUCUCAUUCUGAGAGAAGACUCGGGCUCAUCAGUGAGCCGAUUAUGGGUUGAUAACGAACUUUUAUAAUACUAUUAUUUAGUAAUACGUUCUCACAUUCCAUUAUUGAUAAUAUUAUAAUCCUAGUAAUUGAAAUAGCUAUAAAUAGAAAACCGAUAUCAAAUUAAUUGAAAGUAUUAAACGUGUGUUAGCUUCAGUUUUUUAUGCAUGUGUGUACCUGUUCGCAAAUAUUGUGUUUAAAAUAAUUAUGUGUAAAAAUUUUAAAUUUUGCCUGUAAAGUAUAAGAAUGUAAUAAAGUUUUUGAAUUGAA